This is a messenger RNA of Arachis duranensis, 927 nucleotides long. RefSeq lists its product as uncharacterized. NCBI's taxonomy places the organism in Eukaryota, Viridiplantae, Streptophyta, Magnoliopsida, Fabales, Fabaceae. The record is from RefSeq and is a predicted model, not a curated record. The transcript has 4 exons. Bases 1 to 927 code for a protein of 308 amino acids.
AUGCAUGCGAAGUGUGUUAUCAAGAAUAAUGAUGAGGUUGAGAUUCGACCAAACAAGACAUUCCUAGCUUUGGCAAAUGAGGCUGGGGGCCCGUCGAAUCUGGAAUUCUCAGAAAAGGAGUUAAGAAACUAUAUUACAGCAAGACUCCAAACCAGCAACGUGAAUGCAGAUGUUAGGGAAGUGAUGAACUAUUUCAUGAGAAUGAAGAACAGCAAGCGAAACUUCUUCUAUGCGGUGAAAUUGGGCGAGGAGUGCAUGGAUUACCAUUUGCAUCGUUCGUCGGUGUCAACUACCAUGGAGGUUCGCUGUGAGUGCAAUCUUUUUGAGAUUUCAGGUGUGUUGUGUUGUUAUUGUCUUGCAAUUUUCCAUUCAUAUAAAGUGUAUAAAGUACCUACCUGCUAUGUUCUCCCUCGAUGGAGCAAGAAAAUAAAGCGCAAGCAUACUUAUAUCAAGAGCAGUCACGACGUCAAUCGGUCGGAUGUGAGUCAUAAUGUAUUCAGGGGAUUAUGUGCACACUUCUACAACAUUGCUCAGGAGUUCGUUAAUGAUGACGACGAAACAGCAUUGCUGCAUGCUGCUCUAGAUGAAACAAGAGCCAAGCUGAUCGAGCACCGUGCCAAGAAGAGGUCCGAGAGCGUGGUGGAAACCCAUACCAGCAUUGGCUCACAGAAUUCGAACGUCAUCGUUGUUGUCGACAUUCAAGGCCCAUUGUUGGUCACUACAAAGGGCCGCCCAAAGAGUAAGAGGCCCAGACCUGCCUUGGAGAAGUCCUUCAAGAAAUCUGGUCAAAGGAAAAACAAGAAUGCUUUCCCGGUGGUCCGUUCAAAUACAUAUCCAGAUACAAACUUUGGUGACACUGUUGGCCGGAAUGCGCCCAAAGAAGUUGGUAGCUUCAUGUCUUUGCUAAACUCCUUCGACAAAAGUUAG